Molecule: messenger RNA, 3221 nt
Organism: Hyalella azteca
Lineage: Eukaryota; Metazoa; Arthropoda; Malacostraca; Amphipoda; Hyalellidae
Exons: 6
Coding region: 658-2073 (471 amino acids)
Biological process (GO): synapse organization
Cellular component (GO): neuron projection membrane
Source: RefSeq, a predicted model, not a curated record
AUUGAUAAUUGCAACGUUGUUACUUCAGUAUUAAAUCCAAGGAAUAGAACUCGGUAAAGAAUUAUCGAACUUCCAUGUCCACACCACAUAGAGCUCACGUGCUAGGAGGUUGAAACUUAUUCUGAGCCGUCCUAAGAUUAACACCUACUGAGGAAGGCGAUAGGCCUCCAGAACAUUUUAAAUUUGUAUGACCUCUUUUUCUUUGCAAACCGUGAAAUUGUUGCUUCAACUGAUGUUAAUGCGUCGAGGAUAAAUAUGAAAGUUUAUGCAGGAACCAACUUUAAGUGCACUGGAACAAACUUCAAGUCAAAAAGAUGCACUUUCAAUUUUGGCCCGACAGUCGCGAGUGAGCGUUUGCAUCGAGGUAAGGCAAGAAGCAGCGAUUGUUUGGUGGACUGAAGAGACUCAUUGGAUUACAGGCGCGCCUAUUUGUGAGUAUAUUGGCCGACUCCGUGCACUUUCUCGUGGGUGAAUUUAAGGGCCCGCUUAGCACUGGCACUUACAGAGAUGAGGGUCAUCUACUGGACACUGAUACUUCUACCUCUACUCUGUGGAGUUCAGUCCACAUCUUCACUCUUCAUGAACGCAGUUGCCGGAAACGCCGACGUUGCCUUGUGACCGGCAUCUCGCGCUCCACGUGAUCCUCUAUCUGCUGACAUGGCAGCUUCCAUCUCCACAUAUCACCUUGAAGAGCUAAGAAGUUCAGAUGCGCACGGGAUACGUGCCCUCGACAAGGAAAUUGUGACGAGUUUGCCAAAGCUGGGCAAGUUUAUUUCGACGGGUCUCCAGAGGCUAGCGAGCCCGACGCAAGUUUCUACUGCAGUUGCUGUCACGGAAAAUUUGAAUAUUUUUCCUAUCCGAUCGCGGCGCCCGCAGUCAUGGCGCAAUGCAAAGAGAAUCAAACGAGAUAAAAGUAUGGGCAAGAAAUUCCACAGAAACCAUGGAUUAUUUAUUAAUUUCAACAAAGGGCACCAUGCUGGAGACGAUCAUUACACAGCUCUUGCGCCAAAGGCCUUACCCGUAGCUGAAGCAGCCAUUACCGACGUCGAAGUCUCCGUAAAAACAACAACUCCUUCAAUAGAGUCUUUGAUGCCGUCAAAAAUAAUCCCUUCUCUCCCUCCUCAUCUGCGUGACAUGACCACGACCACGCCGCUGCCCGCCGUAUUUUUCAACAAUAGUUUCAUCAGCAACGUGACUGCACAGCUCGGACAGUCCGUAUUUUUGCCUUGCAGGACCAAACAUUCCAGCGACAGGAAGUUUAUCCCACAAGUCUCGUGGGUGCGGCGAAGAGACUGGCACAUUCUGACGUCUGGAACAGUCACGUACACUAAAGAACAGCGCUACGACGUUCAUCACCCUGAGGGAAGCACUGAGUGGACGCUGGUCAUCAAAUACGUGAAGCUGCAAGAUGCUGGAACAUACGAAUGCCAGCUCAUGAGUGGAGGUGGUCUGGUAUCACACCUGGUGCACUUGACUGUGGUGGAACCAAAGGCCGUGAUACCUGGCAACGGAGAGUACCAUGUCGACUCUGGCACUACCAUCUCACUUACUUGUUACGUAGAGCAGAGUCGCGUGGCGCCGUUGUACAUUUUCUGGUACCACGACUCGCGCAUGAUCAACUACGACCAGGAGCGCGGUGGUGUGGUCGUUCACAUGGAAACGGAGCCUCGCGUCAUGUCGCGUCUCACCAUCGCCGACGCCCGACCCUCCGACUCAGGCAACUACACAUGCGACGCAGACAACACGCUGGCUGAUAGUAUCUCCGUAUAUAUCACUGCAGGUAACAAAAUCGCUGCGUUACAUCCUCGCGACGUCGAUGUCGCGGCUCCGCUGUACAUCUGUCGCUUCCUCGUGCUGGCCUUGGCAGCCCUGCCGCUGAUGCUCCGACACUUCCUCGAAUUUUGUUUCGGGUUCCAGCAUUUGAAAUUCAAAGGCAAAAACCUAGAGCGGUGCAACUAUUGUCAGCGUUCAGAUUUUACCGCAGAAAGAACAUCUAUUUGCGGAUCAGGAGCUGACCGCCGCCUUGGAGAGAAUAAUUUAACGCUCGUUGUGGGCACCGCGACUUCAACGUGACAUUAAACGCUGUGUUAUCCUUCAUGGAGAUAUCGGCUUACCAUUAACAUUGAAGUUGGGGCUCCGGGUAAACCUGGUGCUGAGUACUUCAGUGAAAAUACCAGCCAAUUCAAUAUUAUCAUUGGUGGGAUAGACGAGAGAGGAAUUCAAAAUGUUGGAACUUCUUAAUAAUAGAAUUAACUGAACAAUCAAUAAUCAUAUUGAAGAACUGAAUAAAUUUAAGCUUAAAUCUUUAUUAUUCGGCCGUCAAUAUAUCAAAUUUUGUGUAAAUAUUUAUUUUUCGUACUGAAUAAGCAUUGACUAAAACGUCUCGGCGUCAACAAAUAAAUAAUUAGAUUUUACUAUAAGUCAGCAAGCUACAGUGCAUAACCAGAAAAUCGUUGUAAAAAAAAUAUUUUUUCGAGUUACGUAUUCGUGGGGUCAGUUUGCUGUAAAAAUUUGUGUACAAAUGUGAAUUUAUCUAUUAAGAUCACGAUGAUAAAUAAUACUGCUAAGUUAUGAAGUGGUCAUUGAGUAAAUACCCACGUUUCGGAUUUGUAACUCAACUAGUCUCUCCUUGCUUCUCUCGCUUAAUCCUGGCUAAAUCUAACGAUCAAAUCGAAUGCAGGUGCCGUGAGCUCCAUGUAUAUUGUCGAACAUUCAUAUUCUUCUCUCGGACCAAGUUACCUAUUUACUCACUAUUUGUCAAUAACAAUCACAAACGUUCACAUCUCAUUGCAAAAAAAAAAAAAAAAAGACUUAAUAAUUAAACUAGUGAUCGGGAAUUUUUUAUGCGCAAUUGCAAUAUAACCAAUGUUUUACGUGAUUGAGUACCGAUUGUACCGAGUACCUAUUUGUACACCGAUUUGUUGGAAGCUGCAAUAAACUGCAUAUAGUUAGCUUGCUUUCUGUACAGUGUAUACUGUUAAUUUCUCUGUUAGUGCUGUGUACUCGUCAAUAACACAUGUGAAUGGCACAAUUUUCGUCAGGAAUUUCCUGGAAAUUCUGAUGCGUCAGGAUAUGAAUUUAAAAGUGUCAUCAAAAGGGCAUUCGUGGAGGAGCAAACGGUGUUUUCCGCCAGAUAUUUCACCGUGUCAACGAAUUUUUCAAAACAUCCUAACGUAAUUUGCCAUGCAGUCUCGUCAUUUAUUAUACCGUACUCAAUCCAU